UCCUAAUCUCACACCAAACAGGACAGAUGUUCUCUUAGACAAACACCAGGAGCCAGAAGGUAUAGACAAUACAUGUGCAGCAGGACUUUUUUAAACAUUAUAGUCAUCUAAUGUACCACAAAGUGACACGCUAUUAGAAAGCAAAAGAAGAUAUCAAGGAAAGAAAAACUGGCUCCACCAGGUGGCAGUGUCUCCAAGCACACACUGAAACACUGAGCAGAUAAAUGGGCAUGGAUUGUAGUUGAAAUAGCCUGUCAUAUAAUUCGAUGGUAAUCAAUAGCCGCCAAAAAUAUCAAAACCAACAGUCAAAGAUAAAUGCAUAUUUUACGCAUGACGCACAAUUCAGCAGCCCAUUAUCUGAAAUGUCCAUCUCUCUGACUUUAAACCUCCUCUGAUCUGACGUGACAACUGAGUUGAACUUUGAGACCUACUAGACACCAGAGGUAGUGGAGCAGCCGUGAGGUUUCAUCACAGAUCAAAAGGCGAACUGAGACACUCCUUUAAUUAUCUUUCCCCUGCGGCAGCGGAGACAAUGUUGGCUACUAAUAUAUCUCUUUUCAUAGCCAGUAAGUGUGUUUAGCUGGGGAUAUUUCAGAACAUCAGAGCGGCUCUUUUCUUUUCUGUUUUUUAUUUUAUUUAUCUUUUAAGAAACGGCUAAACAUGAUGUUUUCUGCAAUGAGGCCGCCAGUGGAAGUCUCUGUGUUUCUCCUUUCUCUCUUGGGUCCUGGAGUUUUGUACACCAUAAACAACAUCCCUGCGCUACAGGAACCUCUACCCAUCCUGGGGAUGGCCAUGGUUGUCCUGGCAUCUGUUCUCCUCCUCCUCCUCCUCACUGUGCAACACAAGACCAAAGUGGACCCUUUAUUCUAUGUGUUUGCAGAGUUUUCCUUCCUCUGCAUGCUGGGCCUGACUAAUGCUUUAGAGCAGGAUGGCUUCAUCUCAGGCUUCAUGAGCUUCUAUAUAAAGACGGGGGAGCCUCAUCUGAGCACCGCCUAUGCUGUGAUGAUGUCUUACUGGGAAGGUGUCGUUCACUUCGCCCUCUUCCUCGUUAUCAUCCACCGCAUGUUCAAAGGGAAGUCCUAUCGUAGUCUGGCCCUGCUGUGGGCGGGCUCCUCCAUCACACAUCAAAUUGUUCUCAUCCCAGGAGUGGUCAUUGGUAAAUAUGGGUCAAACAUUCAACUAGCCUUUUGGAGGAACAUCCCCUUCUUUCUGGUGCCUAUCUGGGCAGCCUCCUUGCUCUUUAGCAGACCCAGACAGAUGCCAAUCUUCACAGCAGACAAGAUUGCAGCGGAGCAGAACAAAGGUCUGCUGUCCCGGCCGGUCGACCUGCUCCUGUCAGCUCUGUUACUGGGAGCAAUGGCCUUCUCUGCCUUCAGAGGCUUUGUGGUGCUGGACUGUCCUCUGGACGUCUGUUUCACCUACAUAUAUCAGUAUGAACCGUAUCUUAAAGACCCUGUCGGCUUCCCAAGGGUCAUGAUGCUACUGUAUUUUUUCUAUGCCCUUCCCCUGCUGACUGUCUUCAUCUAUGGUCUGAAAACACCUGGAUGCAGCUGGAUGUUGGACUGGACCAUUUUCUUUGCUGGAGCCAUGGCUCAGACACAGUGGUGUCACAUCGGAGCAUCUCUGCACUCCCGCACUCCUUACACGUAUCGAGUCCCAGCAGACAAAUGGUGGCCCGUUAUCACCCUCAACGUGCUGUUUGCUGCAGUGCCGGCUCUGCUGGCCCUACGCUGCCAUGUCAGCCCUGUUUAUUUUAUGAAUCCUGUUCCCAAGGGACAGACCAACAAUGAGAAAAAGAAAAACUAGACCACACACCAGCCGUGGUCUGUCGAGGAAUACUUCAAGGCUAAUAUUCUCU
Monopterus albus (swamp eel) is the source of this 1858-nucleotide messenger RNA. RefSeq names its product transmembrane 6 superfamily member 2a (gene tm6sf2a). NCBI's taxonomy places the organism in Eukaryota, Metazoa, Chordata, Actinopteri, Synbranchiformes, Synbranchidae. Bases 661 to 1806 code for a protein of 381 amino acids. Gene Ontology annotation, biological process: regulation of lipid metabolic process; lipid homeostasis. The transcript is spliced from 10 exons. Gene Ontology annotation, cellular component: endoplasmic reticulum-Golgi intermediate compartment membrane; endoplasmic reticulum membrane. The record is from RefSeq and is a predicted model, not a curated record.